UGUUUUGCUAUAAGUCAAAGCAGGAAACAGUUUGUUGCAGUUUAACACUGAAGAACAAACUACCAGAUUGAGCUUCAGACAAAUUCACCACCUUCCUCAGAGUAAGUCCAGCUCCAGGAGAGAAAAGUGGGAAACUCCACCUGCUGCUUCAAGCUGCUGACGCUCCACAGACUGAAGCUUCACUCAGACACUAAAUGGCUUCCAGAUCAGAGAAGGAUCUCUGCUGUCCAGUCUGUCAGGAUGUCUUUACAGAACCUGUUGUUCUGUCCUGUAGCCACAGCUUCUGUAGAUUCUGUCUGAAGACAUGGUGGAAAGAGAAACUAACACAAGAGUGUCCAGUCUGUAAGAGAAGAUCUUCAAGAGAAGAUCCACCUGUCAGUCUGGUGAUAAAGAACCUGUGUGAGUCCUUCUUACAGGACAGAGCUCAGAGAUCUUCAGAGACUCUCUGCAGUCUGCACCAAGAGAAACUCAGACUCUUCUGUCUGGACCAUCAGCAGCCAGUUUGUGUCGUCUGCAGAGAUUCAGAAAAACACACUGACCACAAAUUCAGACCCAUCGAUGAAGCUGCACAACAGCACAAGAAACAGCUUCAGGAAACUCUGGAGCCAUUAAAGGAGAAAUUAAAGGUCUAUGAACAAAUGAAAGAGAAGUUUGAUCAGACAGUAAAACACAUUGAGGUCCAGACCCGACACACAGAGACGCAGAUUACGGAGCAGUUUAAGAAGCUCCACCGCUUUCUAGAAGAGGAAGAGGAGGCCAGGAUGGCUGCACUGAGGGAGGAAGAGGAGCAGAAGACUCAGAGGAUGAAGGACAAGAUGGAGGCUCUGAGCAGAGACAUAGCAGCUCUGUCAGACACAGUCAGAGCCACAGAGGAGGAGCUGAGAGCUGAAGACGUCUCCUUCCUGCUCAACUACAAGGCUGCAGUGGAAAGAGUCCAGCAGCGCCCCCUGCUGGAGGAUCCACAGCUGCCCUCAGGAGCUCUGAUAGACCAGGCCAAACAUCUGGGCAACCUGAACUUCAACAUCUGGAACAGGAUGAAGGACGUGGUCUCCUACACUCCUGUGGUUCUGGAUCCAAACACUGCAAACCCAGAACUGAUCCUGUCUGAAGAUCUGACCAGUGUGAGAGGAGGAGACAAACAGCAGCUUCCUGAGAAUCCAGAGAGGUUUGAUAAAUACUGGUCUGUUCUGGGCUCUGAGGGUUUUAACUCAGGGACUCACAGCUGGGAUGUGGAGGUUGGAGACAGUAGGUAUUGGGUACUGGGUGUGUUAACAGAAUCUGUCCAGAGGAAGGGAGACUUAUGGUCUGGAUUAUGGAGAAUACGGUUCUCUGCAGGUAAAUACUUUGCAUGGUCACCACCAGCUCCAACCACUGAUCUUCCAGAGCAGCAGAAGAAGUUCCAGAGGAUCAGAGUGAAUCUGGACUGGAACAGAGGAAAACUGUCUUUCUCUGAUCCUGAUACUAACACACACAUACACACCUUCACACACACUUUCACUGAGAGACUGUUUCCACUCUUUAACACUGGGGAUAAACUGAGUAUUUCACCAGUGAAGGUCUCUGUGACAGUGGAUCAGAGACGUUAGAGACAAAGAUGAUGAUUAGAUUCAUAAAGUUGCUUAUUUCUUCACUGACUUUAACCUGUUAACCUGCUCCUGUUCUACUGAUGCCUCAUUGGUACAAAGCUUUGCUUUAUAUCACUGUUUUGUUUUAACUUCUUCUUAUUGACUGUAUUGAUAUAUUGUAUUGACUUUUUUUUGUAUUAUCAAUUUUCGGAAAAAUGUCAGAUAUUUUUCGUUAUUUAGGUUUGUUUUGAUUAAACACACACACACACGCACGCACAGUUAAUUUAAUAUCUCUAUCUUUUUAAACAAUGCAACAUUUGUAUUUCUCCAACCCUUUUUAGUGUUUAAAUCAUUUAUAUCUGGGCCACAAAAAAAUGGAGGGAAGGAGAAAAUAAUCAGGCGAUGAUGACACGUGAAGCCUUUAGGAUUUUAAACUGGCUCAUAGAUUCACACUGAUCUCACCUGUCACAACUGAGACCAUGAUGAACACAGCUAUUGGGUUUUUUCCAGGACGUUGGAAAAACAGAUAAUAUCCUUCGAUUCUUUAGAAUCUUAGCGUUCAUUUGAGCCAUAGUUUAUCAUAUUUUGUUUCCUGCUGGGUCUAUUUGAUGCAUGUGAUGGCAUUUCUAGCACUGAAGCACUGUCUAUAUGUUUCACAUCUGCCUUUGUUUGUUUAACCAGCACCCAUUCAAGCAGUUCACAUCAAUACUUUAUUUAGUUAUUUGGUUUAUUUUCAGUAAACAUAUUUUGUUCAUUUCCUAGUUGACACAUCAUUGGUUCUGUUUGCAGCAUGUAGCACAUUUAGUUUUUUUGUACUGUGACCUUACACUUACGUGUAAUUAUUAUAGUUCCCAUUAAACCGUUAGUUACGGUUUGAGGCUGGUGGUGGUGGUUUCUGGGC
This is a messenger RNA of Betta splendens (Siamese fighting fish), 2466 nucleotides long. Its product is annotated as nuclear factor 7, brain-like. Bases 195 to 1586 code for a protein of 463 amino acids. The transcript is spliced from 2 exons. Lineage: Eukaryota; Metazoa; Chordata; Actinopteri; Anabantiformes; Osphronemidae. Gene Ontology annotation, molecular function: protein binding; zinc ion binding. The record is from RefSeq and is a predicted model, not a curated record.